Molecule: messenger RNA, 1781 nt
Organism: Ixodes scapularis (black-legged tick)
Lineage: Eukaryota; Metazoa; Arthropoda; Arachnida; Ixodida; Ixodidae
Exons: 5
Coding region: 72-1781 (569 amino acids)
Molecular function (GO): zinc ion binding
Source: RefSeq, a predicted model, not a curated record
CGUUUUUUUUUCUUUUACCCGGUUCUAGAAGCAGCGUAUUAGGUAGAAUUCCAUGACUUUAUUCCGACAUAAUGUCCUCUUCUUACUUUAGAAAGUUGGAAGAACCGGCGAGAAACCGCUACCGUGAAAAGCUGACCUUCGCAGGUGAGGAGCUUCCAGAUCCGCUAGACGCUGAUGUUCGCAAAAACGUGUCCUCCACGGACGCUCGCCACUGGCCGCGACUAGAAAUAGGCGAUAUCUACGUCUACCUCGUGGAAGGGAUAGGCUUCUACACGAGAGAGCAGUUCAAAAGUUACAAACUAGAAGACGGUUACAACCUGUUUUUAAGCGGAAAGGUACGCGACGCUUGUUCAUUUGGGGCUACAAUAGAGAACGCUCGCAUCGUUCUCAUCACCGGGCAAGUGGAAGCUAGUCAGACUCUUGGAAAGUACCACCAGCCUUGGGUCGUGGUGAAGAAAGAGGGCACAGUCCUAAGCGCCCACUGCACCUGCAUGGCAGGGCUCGGCGAGGCCUGCAGUCACGUAGCCGCGCUCCUGUUUCGCGUCGAAGUUGAUGUGAAGUUCGGCAUUCAUGACCCAAGCUCAACCUCUGUCGAAUGCCGCUGGAGUACAGCUAGUCGAGUGGCUUCAAUCGACUUCAUCAAGCCAUCAAAGAAGAGGCGGAUAAACACAGUCUCAACACCCAAAGAAGUCUUGUCUCACCCAGAGGCAACAGCAGAACAACUCAAGGACUUCCUCAAGGCAGUAAAGAAAUCGGCACCUGACACGCUGGUGCUCAGGAGUCUUACAGACAGCGAAGACACAGAUACUGCUGCCAGUGGUGAUGUCGAUGACGACGAGGAUUCACUUCAAGUUCCUGAGACCAUCGUGGCCAUGGUGUGUUUCUACGGUUCACUUAAUGAGUCGGCUGCGAGAGAAGCAACAUUCUCAGUGACUGACUGCGACCAGGUGGAACUCCGCAGAGUCCGCACACGCGCUCAGGUUAGCUCGGACGAGUGGUCAAGGCAAAGAGUGGGCAGAUUAACAGCGUCCGUACUUGGAAAAGUACUCUCGUGCUGCAUUAUCGCAGAGGGAAUUGUCUCCCAAGUGAAGGGCUAUACCAAGACACCCGAUGUGUUCAGUGUAAGAUGGGGCAGGGAGAAGGAGGUCAAGGCUCGAAAUCGCUUCAUUGCCGAUGAAGCACCCAAGCACAGCGGCUUUGAGGUCCGGAAGUGUGGUUUGUUUGUGGAUUCCGAGAGGCCAUAUUUAGGAGCUUCCCCUGAUGGUGUUGUGUCUUGUUGUUGUUGCACAGACGCAGUACUGGAGAUUAAAUGUCCAGCGUCAUGUGCAAACCUUACAACUGACGAAGCUAAGGCAAGACUGCCAUACCUUGAUGCUGACACACGUCUAAAUGAAGAUCACUUGCAUUAUGCUCAGGUCCAAAUGCAGAUGGCACUUGUUAAAACAACCAGAGCAUUCUUUGUCGCCUUCACAAAUGUGGACAUAAAUGUGGAAGAAGUGAAGUUUAAUGAGUGCUUUUGGAACACCCCUACUGAAAAAACCCUUGGGACGGCCGUCAGUGAGGCAGAGGAGUUCUACUUCAGUCACAUUUUCCCUGAAAUUCAUGGCAGAGAACUGCUGAAAAAAAUUGAGGAUGCAAACACCAUGUGCAUUUGUAGAACACAGAAGUCCGGAUCUGUCCUACGAUGCAAGGUAUGUAAUGUAGCCGUCCACCUGAAGUGUAUGAAACUGCGACGUACGCCUAUAACAUGGGUGUUCUUAGUUUGUAAACUUGCAAAAUAG